CUGAUAGGCUGUGCAACUGGUGGGCAGAGGCUCAGAGCCUCUCGGUCCUGCACUGAAAAAUACUGCCUGCUGCCCUCUAGCCUGCCGUACAGAGGACCUGCGGAGCCUGGGGAGAACGGGAGAGAUUGUAAAUUUUGGGUCUCAAUACACCUUUGUCCUGGUUCAGAUAGAAGGCAUUGAAUCCCUGCUUGCCUGGGCCUGUGACACUGGAUUGACUCCAACUGCUUCGGGUUGGCGCCGCCCCCUCAUUUUGGCUUCCUGCCCAGGCUGGGAGGCGGCCACCCGGCCUGGGAACCUGGGAAGGAUUGGAUCAGCCCACCUCAUCGUCCUGCGCAGUCAGUAGCCGGGGACAAAAACAUUAACAGAGAAGAGCGGAAGUCUCUGGGACUCCUGAGAAAAGGAUGCUACAGCUGAGCCUGUCCUGGCUGGGCCGGGGGCCAGUGGCUGUCUCCCCAUGGCAGCUUCUGCUGGUGGUUGGGACCUCCUUGUUUCUGGCUCGAAUUCUGGCCUGGAUCAGUGCUUUCUAUGACAACUACUGCCGUCUCCGCUGCUUCCCUCAGCCCCCUUCACGGCACUGGUUUUGGGGUCACUUGAACUUGGUCAAGAACAAUGAAGAAGGCCUGCAGUUGUUGGCUGAAAUGAGCCACCAGUUCCAGGAUAUCCACCUCUGUUGGAUUGGGAUCUUCUACCCCAUCCUGAGGCUUAUCCACCCCAAGUUUAUUGGCCCCAUACUCCAGGCCCCAGCUGCGGUGGCUCCCAAGGAAAUGAUUUUCUAUGGCUUCCUGAAGCCCUGGCUGGGGGAUGGGCUGUUGGUGAGUGCUGGUGAGAAAUGGAGCCGCCAACGUCGCCUGCUGACACCUGCGUUCCACUUCGACAUCCUGAAGCCCUAUGUGAAAAACUUUAACAAGAGUGUGAACAUCAUGCAUGCCAAGUGGCAGCGUCUGACCGCCAAGGGCAGUGCCCGUCUGGACAUGUUUGAACACAUCAGCCUGAUGACCUUGGACAGUCUGCAGAAAUGUGUCUUCAGCUUCGACAGCAACUGUCAGGAGUCUCCCAGUGAAUACAUAGCUGCUAUUCAGGAGCUCAGCUCCCUCAUAGUGAAACGGCAUCACCAGCCCUUCCUGUACAUGGACUUCCUGUAUUACCUCACUGCUAAUGGGCGGCGCUUCCGCAAGGCCUGCGACCUGGUGCACAACUUCACGGAUGCCGUCAUCAGGGAGAGACGUCGCACCCUCUCCAGCCAAAGUGUUGACGAGUUCCUGAAGUCUAAGACUAAGUCUAAGACUUUGGACUUCAUCGAUGUGCUCUUGCUGGCCAAGGAUGAACGUGGAAAGGAGCUGUCAGAUGAGGACAUCCGGGCAGAGGCUGACACCUUCAUGUUUGGAGGCCAUGACACCACAGCCAGCGCACUCUCCUGGAUCCUGUACAACCUGGCGAGGCACCCGGAGCACCAGGAGCGCUGCCGGCAGGAGGUGCGGGAGCUGCUGAGGGACCGAGAGCCUGAGGAGAUUGAAUGGGACGACCUUGCCCAGCUGCCCUUCCUGACCAUGUGCAUCAAGGAGAGUCUGCGACUGCACCCCCCAGUCACCGUCAUCUCCCGAUGCUGCACCCAAGACGUUGUGCUUCCAGACGGCCGGGUCAUCCCAAAAGGAAACGACUGUAUCAUCAGCAUCUUUGGGGUUCAUCACAACCCUUCAGUCUGGCCAGACCCUGAGGUCUAUGACCCCUUCCGCUUCGACUCAGAAAACCCACAGAAGAGGUCUCCUCUGGCUUUUAUUCCCUUUUCUGCCGGGCCGAGGAACUGCAUAGGACAGACUUUCGCUAUGAACGAGAUGAAGGUGGCGGUGGCGCUGACGCUGCUGCGCUUCCGACUCCAGCCAGAUGACAAGGAGCCGCGCCGGAAGCCGGAGCUGAUCCUGCGCGCGGAGGGCGGACUGUGGCUGCGGGUGGAGCCGCUGAGCACAGGCUCUCAGUAACCCCAUCUAAUGGCCCGGUCACUCUCCUCUGCAUAUACCAGAAAAAGCGGACCCUCACCGAGAGCCGGCAGGCGGCGCUGCAGAACAACAGACUCUGGGAGCCUGUGUAGGGCUGAUGUCUGAGUCCAAGAGCCUUUCCAGGUGACCCACAGGGCCCACAGACUGAUGAGAGUUGCACCCAAGCUCAAGAAAGGCCUUUAUUCUUUUGGCCAUAGGGAGGCACCAUAGAUCUUUAAGCAGGAGAGAUAUAAGGUUUACUGGCAGAUUUGAGGCAGUUUACUUCUUUCUUUUGUUUUUGAGGCAGGGUCUCAGCUUUCAGUGGAUACAGCAGGCUGGCCUUUAACUUGCAGCAAAUCUCUGGCCUGACCACUCGAGUGGCAAUUAGAGAGUGGGCCACUGUGCCUGUCAUAUCUGAAGGUAUUUUUUAUUAGAAUGAUGGGAAGUUUCCCAGGAGAGAAGUCUGGGAGCUCUUCAAAAUGAUGUUAAAUGAUGUCCAAGGCUUGUGAUGUCCAAGACCAUUGAGGCAGCUUAAAUUUAAAAUGACAUCACAUUGCAGACUCCCUGCGUGGUGAUGUCCUUUCAGGUUCCCACUUGUUCUUCCUUGGGCUGGGGAGGUGGCUCAGUGGGGAGACAGGAGGAUCCCAGGGCCUCAGUGGCCAGCCAGUCCUGCUGAAUCAGAGCUCCAUGUUGUUAGAGACACUGUCUCAGGAAAUAAGGUGGAUAGUGAUGACUGAAGACACCUGAAUAAACCUCUGGCCUCCUCAUGA
Molecule: messenger RNA, 2743 nt
Organism: Rattus rattus (black rat)
Lineage: Eukaryota; Metazoa; Chordata; Mammalia; Rodentia; Muridae
Product: cytochrome P450 4F6-like
Exons: 13
Coding region: 402-1976 (524 amino acids)
Molecular function (GO): monooxygenase activity; iron ion binding; oxidoreductase activity, acting on paired donors, with incorporation or reduction of molecular oxygen
Source: RefSeq, a predicted model, not a curated record